Messenger RNA from Oryza sativa Japonica Group (Japanese rice), 1796 nucleotides. The record is from RefSeq and is a predicted model, not a curated record. NCBI's taxonomy places the organism in Eukaryota, Viridiplantae, Streptophyta, Magnoliopsida, Poales, Poaceae.
UUGGAGAAUCUAUGGAUGAGGAUGAGUCAUAAUCCAAAAUUACAAACUCUGUGAAUUGUGAAGAGCAUUUUUCAUUUGGAGAAUCAUGCAUGAGUUCUGGGAUAUAAUUGAAACUUAAUGCAAAGUGCAUUUUUAAUUUGGAGAACCUAUGCAAUGCAUAAGUUCUGAAAUAUAACCCAAAGUUUAUGCAAGGUACAUUUUCCAUUUGGAGAAGCUAUGCCUGAGUUCCUGGAUGUUAUCCAAACUCUAUACAAAGUGUUUUUUUUUUUUUCAUUUUGGAGAGGGUAUUCAUGAGUUCUGGAAUGAAAUUCAGACUCUAUGUCAAGUGCAUUUUUUGUUUGGAGAAGCUAUCUGUUUGUUCUGGAAUAUAAUCCAAACUAAAUAGAUGCACAUUUUUCAUUUAGAGAAUCUAUGCAUGAGUUCUGGAAUAUAACCCAAACUCAAAGCAAAGUGCAUUUUCCAUUUGGAGAAGCUCGCUCCGUUUGCUGCUCCGUUUGUCAAAACUUGCUUAUCUUUCGAUUUCAGAAUUUACAUUGAUUUUGUUUGAAGAGUGCAAUUCUCUACAAAACACAUGAUCUUUGAAUGUUUUUUAAGAAUUCAUGUUCAUGCAUUUUAAUUCUUUUUCAAGCACCCCCUAUCUGCACACUGGUCUGGAAAUCUGGUUCACAGUUCACACGUUUUUUGCAUGAGGGCACAGGGAGAGAGUGGUAGUUGCAGGCUGCUUCCAAACUUCCACCUACCUCCACAGUGUUAGAGAUCCCUUCCCAUUUGCUGAGUAGGAAGCUUUCACUCUCUAGUAGUAGGUGUGUCCUUUACAUUUGCUAGUCUCCACUUUCCGAGCUCGAUCGAUCGAGCAUGGAAGCCACAACCUCCAGCUUGCUCGUGCGCCCCGUCGACACGCGGCUCUCCGCCGCCUCCCUCCCCAUCGUCGUCCGCGCCCGCCGGCGCGUGGCCGUCGUCACGGCGGCGGCGCCGGAGCGGAAGCCGGCCGCGGCGGCGAGCAGCAGCAACUACGUGGUGGUGCCGCUGGACGCGGCGCCGUCGGGGAUCACGCGGCCGCUGGUGGAAAUCCUGCGCGACCUCAACAAGCGCGUCCCCGACACCGUCGUCCGUUCCUCCCGCCGCCGCGCGUCGCCCUCCGAUCCGGUCAUCCCCUGGUAUCAUGCCAACAGGAUGCUAAGCUUUUAUGCUCCAGGCUGGUGUGGAGAGGUCCGUGAUGUUAUUUACACUGACAAUGGGAAAGUGACAGUGAUAUAUCGUGUCACAGUACGAGGAACAGAUGGAGAGGUAAGUUUAAAGGUUCAUAGGGAGGCAGCUGGAACAACAUCACUGAAUGAUGCACGAUUUGAUGAUCCCGUGGCUGCUGCAGAAGAGGCCGCAUUCUGCAAGGCCUGCGCAAGGUUUGGCUUUGGUCUGUAUCUUUACCACGAAGACGAGACUCCGUAGGGAAGUGGCGCAGCAUCCACUUCAUAAGUUCUGCGUUGGUUCUCGCCUGAUUUGGUUCAAAAGGCUGUGGUUGAUCCAUCUCUCUGUUUAUCAAGGUUUUCAGUCUGUAUCAGGAGUUGAAGUAUCAUUCAUACUGGAAUUCUCUUUAUCUUCUGAACCUCUUUUCUUGUAGAUACGAGUCAAUGAGGCCCCGUCUGCCACUUCUUUCCUUUUUGGCACUGUUAUAAAGAGCAAAUACACGAGUACUCCUACGGUUCUGGUUCCAUAAUUUUUGAUGUUUUGAACAACAACACGUGUUUAGACGUGAGGCAUGGUAAUAGUUUAAGACUAAUCUAUACAUUGUGUUCUAA